Molecule: messenger RNA, 624 nt
Organism: Pestalotiopsis fici W106-1
Lineage: Eukaryota; Fungi; Ascomycota; Sordariomycetes; Amphisphaeriales; Sporocadaceae
Exons: 2
Coding region: 1-624 (207 amino acids)
Biological process (GO): RNA processing
Cellular component (GO): nuclear exosome (RNase complex); cytoplasm
Molecular function (GO): RNA binding
Source: RefSeq, a predicted model, not a curated record
AUGGCACAAACGAUCGCAGUUCCAGGUCAACUUCUCGGGCCCGCAAACAAGUACAUAGCUGGCGCCGGCACCCACAUUCAGGACUCAAAUCUGUAUGCGUCGCUCCUAGGCACAGUCGCCAUUGAGGAGCCCGAGAAGGCGCCCGGCCCCGCCAAACGCCUGACCAAGAUCGAGGCCCUUCAGACUCCUGCUACCCUUCCCACGAUAUCAGUCUCGCGCUCCGGCAUCUCUGAGAAACGUGAGGUGCUGCCCGAAGUUGGGAACAUUGUGCUGUGCCGUGUGACACGGAUACAGCCCCGUCAAGCGACUGUCGCAAUUCUGGUCGUGGGCGAGACUGUGCUCGAGGCCGAGUGGCAAGGCGUCAUUCGCUCGCAGGAUGUCAGGGCUACAGAGAAGGACAAGGUCAAGAUAUACGAGAGCUUCAGACCGGGUGAUAUCGUAAGAGCGCAGGUGAUUUCUUUGGGUGACCAAGCCAACUAUUAUCUUUCAACUGCGAGCAACGAGCUCGGCGUCAUCAUGGCCACGAGCGAAGCGGGUAACUCCAUGUUCCCAGUCAGCUGGAAAGAGUAUAGAGACGCCGAGACGGGACUCAGCGAAAGCCGCAAGGUUGCAAAGCCAUUUUGA